This is a messenger RNA of Scheffersomyces coipomensis, 3050 nucleotides long. RefSeq lists its product as uncharacterized. The record is from RefSeq and is a predicted model, not a curated record. Bases 395 to 2914 code for a protein of 839 amino acids. Gene Ontology annotation, molecular function: beta-glucosidase activity. Gene Ontology annotation, biological process: glucan catabolic process. NCBI's taxonomy places the organism in Eukaryota, Fungi, Ascomycota, Pichiomycetes, Serinales, Debaryomycetaceae. The transcript has a single exon.
AGAUCCACCGUUAAAUGACAUUCAAGUAAUAAUUUAAAGUUAACACAUACUAAGUUAACCAACAAGGAAGGUGGUUUAUGGCCUUGGGUUGAGUUUCCCCUUCUUUUCUUGUCUGAUCUUGGUCGUGGUGGUAUAUUAUUUAUUAGAAAUCAAAAUUUUGAAGUUUGGGGGUGAAUUAAAGGAACAUGUUCCUAAUUGGGAAAUAGUCCCUCCGUCGAACCAGAAAAAAAUUGGUGGGGUAAGAAAACUAAAAUAUUUCAAUUAUAAACUAUAAAUACCCUUUCAACAUCUCCAUCUUCAUCCUUUGGAUUGCUCUGUAUAGAUUUUGUUCUUCUGAAUUACAACUUCUACAUUCAAUUGAUUCAAAAACAAUUAAAAAACAAAAUCUCACACAAUGACUGCUGAUUUCGAUGUUGAAUAUGUGUUAUCUCAAUUAACCGUUGAUGAAAAAAUCGGUUUAUUAGCUGGUAUUGAUUUCUGGCAUACUUUCCCUGUUAAAAGAUUGGGGGUUCCAAGUCUUAGAUUCAGUGAUGGUCCUAAUGGUAUUAGAGGUACUAAAUUCUUUAAUAGUGUUCCAUCUGGUUGUUUCCCUUGUGGUACUGGUUUAGCUGCUACUUUUGAUAAAGAAUUAUUACGUAAAGCUGGUAGAUUAAUGGGUGAAGAAGCUAAACACAAGGGAGCUCAUGUUAUCUUAGGUCCAACCAUUAAUAUUCAAAGAGGUCCUUUAGGUGGUAGAGGUUUCGAAUCCUUUAGUGAAGAUCCUUAUCUUACUGGGUUAGCUGCUACUGCUAUUAUUAAAGGUAUUCAAGAUGAAGGAAUUGCUGCUACUAUCAAACAUUUUGUUUGUAAUGAUUUAGAAGAUGAUAGAAAUUCUUCUAAUUCGGUCUUAUCAGAAAGAGCUUUAAGAGAAAUCUAUUUAGAACCUUUUAGAUUAGCUUUGAAAGAUUCAAAUCCAAAAGCUCUUAUGACUUCUUAUAAUAAAGUUAAUGGUGAACAUGCAUCUCAAUCAAAAAGAUUAUUACAAACCAUUUUAAGAGAUGAAUGGGAAUGGGAUGGUACUAUAAUGUCUGACUGGUACGGAACUUAUACCAACAACACUUCCAUUGAAAAUGGUUUAGAUCUUGAAAUGCCAGGUCCAACCAAUUUUAGAAGAAUUCAAGAAUUAAAACACAUGAUUUCAACUAAAGAAUUACACAUUAAAGAUGUUGACGCUAGAGUUAAAAGUGUUUUAAAUUUAGUUAAAUACGCUUUGAAAUCAGGAGUUCCAGAAAAUGGAGCUGAAGAUACUACUAAUAAUACUCCAGAAACAAGUGCUCUUUUAAGAAAAUUAGCUCAAGAUUCAAUUGUUUUACUUAAAAAUGAAGAUAAUGUCUUACCUUUAAAGAAAUCUGAAACCGUGGCUGUCAUUGGUCCAAACGCUAAAUACCCUGCUUAUUGUGGUGGUGGUUCAGCUUCUUUAAGAGCUUAUUAUACUACUACUCCUUUUGAUUCAAUUACUGAAAAAUUAGAUGGUAAAAAACCACCAUAUUCAGUGGGGGCCAAUGGUCAUAGAUUAUUACCUGGUUUAGCUAGUAAUUUAAUCAAUCCAGUAACCGGAAAAGCUGGUUAUAAUUUGAAAUUUUAUAAAGAACCAAGUGAUAAAGCUAAGAGAACUUUAUUUGAUGAAUAUAAUUUAGAUAUUUCAACUGUCUUCCUUAUUGAUUAUUAUAAUGAUGAAGUUAAAGAUGAUUUAUAUUAUAUUGAUUUUGAAGGUGAUUUCACUCCAGAAGAAUCAGGUGAAUAUGAAUUCAGUGCUUCAGUAAUUGGUACUGCUCAAGUUUUUGUUGAAGAAAAAUUAGUGGUUGACAAUAAAACUGUUCAAAGAAGAGGUAAUUCCUUCUUUAAUUCUGGUUCUGAUGAAGUUAAAGGUAAGAUCGAUCUUGUAGAAGGUAAAACUUAUAAGAUCAAAAUUGAAUUUGGUUCUCGUCCAACUUUUACGAUUGCUCAAGGUGAAGCAAGUGUUAUCACUGGUGGUGGUGGUGUUAACUUAGGUUUACAAAAAGUGAUUGCUCCAGAAGAAGAAAUUAAAAAUGCUGUAGCCAUUGCUAAAUCAGUUGAUAAAGUCGUGUUGAACAUUGGUUUAAAUCAAGAAUGGGAAUCAGAAGGUUUUGAUAGAACUCAUAUGGAUUUAGUCGGUGUUCAAAAUGAAUUAAUCGAAGCUGUUUUAGAAGCCAAUCCAAACACUGUUAUUGUCAAUCAAUCUGGUACUCCAGUUGCAUUCCCAUGGUUAUCCAAAGCCAAAGCUUUAGUCCAUGCUUGGUAUGGUGGUAAUGAAGGUGGUAAUGCCAUUGCUGAUAUCUUAUACGGUGAUGCUAAUCCAAGUGGUAAAUUAUCCUUAACUUUCCCAUAUUUAAACAUUGAUAAUCCAGCUUAUUUACAUUUCAAGACUGAAAGAGGUAGAGUUUGGUAUACUGAAGAUAUCUUUGUUGGUUACAGAUUCUACGAAAAAUUAGAUAGAAAAGUUGCUUUCCCAUUCGGAUUUGGUCUUUCAUAUUCUGAAUUUGAAAUUUCUAACUUAAAUAUUAAAGUUGAUGAAGUCAAAGAUAAAUUAGAAGUCAAUGUCCAAGUCAAAAACAUUGGUAAAUUAGCUGGUUCAGAAGUUGUUCAAAUCUAUAUUGGUAAGAAGGAUUCUGAUGUCAUUAGACCUGUUAAAGUAUUGAAAGGUUUUGAAAAAGUAUUGCUUAAGGCAGGUGCUAAAGAAACUGUUACUUCAAGUUUAAGUUUGAAAGAAUCUGUUUCAUUCUUCGAUGAAUAUCAAGAAGAAUGGUCAGUUCAAUCUGGUGAAUACCAAGUUUACGUUGGUAAUAGUAGUGAUAACGCUACUACUGUCGGAACCUUCUCUGUUGAAAAGGCUUUCUUCUGGCUCGGUAAUUAAAGGGGAUAAUAAAAUAUAAAAAAGAUCUUGUUUGAUUAUAGUUUUAGUUUAGUUUAGAUAUGAAAAUGUAAAUGUAAAUGUAAACAAUUAUUUUAUUUUAAUCGUUGUGUGUAUGAAUUCUACAAGUAAGUGACUU